AGUGUUUUUUGCCUUCAUGAAACGGUGAACGCAGAAGACGGCACUGGGAAAAACAAGGAGAGAAGAGGAUCAGCUUAAUCAGAAACAGGGAUUUUUUUCAACAACUGGCAGGUCACCAUGGCUGUUUCUCGCUGGCUCCUCACUCCUGUGCUCUCCCUGCUGCCCUUCAUGACACAGGUUCCAGCACAGCAACCAGGUAAGCUCUUGCAGGAGGUCCAUGAACACAGAGGAAUAACCCCCACGGCAGCAGGUUGCACCAUUAUAGGUGGGAGACUUUUACACUCCUGCUCUGAGACAGCUUUGUUCAACGACCUUCUCUCCAACGAUAACGAGAGGGGUCUCAGGUCUCACCCAACUCUGUCACAAUGUGAAACCCUGGGCAAUUUUCGGUAUUGUUUGUGUGUUUUUCCAGGAUGUUCUGUCAGUAAUAGCAGACCAGAUGUUUAUGAAAAUAACCUUCCUGGCCAUGUGGUGACCACUAUCCAUACGGAACCAGGCUUCACUGUAACAAUUGAUCCCAAAUCCCUUGAUGCCAGAUUUUUCACUAUACAGGGGUCUGAGCUGCAGCUGAGCCAAAGUGUGGACUAUGAGACAGUCAUCUUGCUGCUGGUGACCCUGAUUUGUCAGAACAACGCUGGGCAGAGCAAUUAUUUGGACAUUCAAGUGACCAUUCUCAACGUGAAUGAUAACAGCCCAGUGCUUAAGCAAACGAAUAUCACCGCGGUUGUUCCUGAGGAUACAAAAGUGAAUGCAAUCGUUGUACCCCGUGAGGAUGUAAGCGCUAGCGAUGCUGACCCGGACACCAUAUACUAUGAACUCACAACAAUAGUGACGGGCACAGAUGGUUAUUUUGCCAUAAAAGGAGUUAAUAACCCAGAAAUUUAUCUACAAAAAGCAUUGGACUAUGAGAAAUUUAAUUUGACAACGUUGGUCUUGUAUGCAAGGGACAGGCCUGUGGGCAGCCUGGAGGUGACCAACACGGCUACUGCAACAAUAAACAUAUAUAUUGAACAAGCUGACACCAAACCACCCUGGUUCCUACCCUGUACUUUCAUUAACACGGACAAAAGCAUUUGCAUCAGCAGCCGCUAUACCGGGACGGUCAAUAUCUACGAGGUAUCGACGGAACCACUCAUCCUGGAGCCAGGGCCUAUCUACGCUAUCGAUCCUGACUACCUUUUAAAUGAAAAAAUCGUGUACAGUAUUGUUGGUGGGGAUCCAGACAAAGUAUUCUCAGUGGAUGCAGACACAGGGAAUCUAACUAUGAACAAAGAAGCAACUUCCCUAGACUCGUACCUAUUGCAAGUCAUGGCAACCCAGGUCAACAACAUACAGAAAUACUCCAUAGCCAGCGUAGAGAUUAAAGUCAUCAGUAAAAAUAAUCACCCACCAUACUUUAAGACAAGGAUCUACAAUGGGACAGUAUUUGCUGGUCUGGACCCGAGAAGCUUUGUCUUCCAAGCUGGUGAUCCUUCGACACCCCUGAUGAUAACAGCAGAGGAUGAUGAUUUCCCUAAUAAAGUCAACCCAAGCAUUGAGUACUACAUAAAAAACAGCACUGAUUUCAUUGCAACCAAAGAUGGACUCAUCUUGACAAACGUGAAGCUGGAGUCAUCAAAAACUGUAACCAUUGAGGCUGUUGGAAAAGAUAUGGUGAGCAUGCAGCAGGCAAGCACUGUAAUCAUGGUGGAGGUCACCCAUAACACAGCUGUAAUCCUCUCUGAUAAGAUAUACAGUGCGCAGGAUAUGGCUAUCUUAGGUGGUACAUUAGCAGCACUGCUAUUGAUUGCCUUAAUCUUCCUUGGAGUGAUGAUAUAUAAACAGUAUGGAAAACCAGCCAAACACCUGAUACGGAAAAAGUUCUCCAAGGAAAUCUCUGGAGAUUACCAGAACCAAUCUUAUGAGCAAGAAGAAUACCAAAAUGUGAACACCGAACAGGACAAAAUGUCAGAAAAUGGCAGUGUCCAGUCCAUGACACAUGUGCUACAGCCAGCACUUUCCUUGCCCUCUUCCAAUGUGGAAGAAACUGAUAGCCUCCCGAAGGUUUCUAUAGCUUCCACGAUCAUCUUUGACCAGGAAGAGAAAGAGAAAGAAAUGAAAGAAGAGACUGAGCAUGAGAAAGAAGUGAAGUCCAUCCUCAAGACGGAGAGGCGCAUGGCAGACGAUGGCUACAAAGCUGUGUGGUUUAAGACUGAUGUGGAUCCAGAUGCUGGAGAGAGGGUUGAAGUGAUUGAGGACAAUGCAUCAGAUGGUGAUGAUGACAGUGACCCAGAUCUGCAGAAGAACGACGAGGAGGAGGAGGAGGAGGAAGAAGAUUAUGACAAGGACAAUCACGACAGAGGGCUGGGAGUGUCCUUUGUCUCAGAGAGCUCGUCACUCCCAGCUGCAGAAGUGACAGUUGACAUGUCUCACACGGACGCAGUGACAAAAGAUGACAGUCACAUGUAAUAGAAAUAGGCCUGCACCCUCCUCCCCACAAAAAAAAUGGGGAAAUCUCAGCUGCUUUGCCAACAUGAAGCCCACCUUUGUGUUCAGGGGGCAACUGGAUGGGGAAAUCUCAGCUGCUUUGCCAACAUGAAGCCCAUCUUUGUGUUCAGGGGGCAACUGGAAUGCAGGACGAUGAGGUUGCCUGUCCUGCUUGUCUGAAUGCAGAGAUUAAAGCUGGAAGAGAUUACAGCUAAUUCAACCUUUAGUGAGACCUUGAAAUAUCACUUUGUAUUUUGAGUGGGGGGAACACAUGUCCCAUCUCUCAACCUUCCUGCCUGUUCCCCCUGGGGUCCCUUACAUCACGUUUCCCAAACCAGCUGCAGGUACAGCAGAGAUGUAGCUGAACUGACUUGGAAGCCGUUAGCCCAGUUUGCGGUAGCAAUUUAGUUACACAACCGGUGUUCGUCUCCUCUUGAUGGGCAAAUAAGCCAGCACUGACUGCUUGGCUGUUCCCUUUAGGGUGUUAGACUUUGACGCCAGCUGCCAGCGCAAGGCACCCUGACUCUGCAGUUGCUCAUACGAGUAUCCAGGAGGUCACUUCAGGGCUUGGCUCCGCUCUCUGCCAUGCCAGACUCUGUUCCCAGCACAAGCAGCUGGCAUGUGCCACUAUGGUCCUUGCCCUGCCAGCAGCCAGGAGUUUUCAUGCUCAGGAGCUGCUAUUUCCUCUAUCACUGGUAAGCAAGGACUGACCACAUGUUCUUUACUGAAGGACUUUGUCAUCAAUUUUUCUAUGUCAUAAAACCACUAAUUGUGCAGUACUUCUUUAGCUGUCUGUCUCCUGCCUAUCAGAGAAAAGAAGAGCUCCUGCCAGCUGUUCCCAUCUCCCUGGGCUUUUUGCAGCAAUGGAUAUCAUUCCAGGGGUGCUGGAUGUGGGGUUAGCAUGUUGUUUCCCAUUGUUUCCUUUGUCCGACAGGGCUCAAAGUGUCCCUUUUAUCACUGCUGCUGAAGGAGGUCAGCAUUGCCUCCAAGUGCCAGACGGCACUGCCAUUUCUCUGCUGCUCUGGUCUCAGAUGCCAACCCCUUUGCAUACCACCUUUCCCCAUUCACAAGCUGGUAAAAUACCAUCUUUCAAACUUCACCUAGAGCUGCGCUGCAGCCUAAGAGAGGAGGUGAUUCCAGUCAGCUCUGCUCUGCUUGGCUUGAGUCCAGGCUUGAGCUAGAAAGCCUGCUGACCUCUGGAUUGACUUCAUGGGGUGAGACCACCAUAGCGUGUUGGACCCCUCCUCCCUCAAUCCUCCCUCAUCUUUCACCAAUAUUGUCUUCAAUUAUGGUCCUGUCGUAAAGCCCCAAUUCAGCAAAAUGAGCACAUCGUUUCCAGGUAGCAUGGGGAGUAAAGUGUUUGAUGCUCUGGUCUAGAUUUAUACCUCCUGCCAAUCAAUCUCUUCCCCCAGCUGGUAACAAAAAGCUGGCUGAGAAUAUGGCUGUGUGCGUUUGCAUCUUCUGAUCUAUCAACACUAGGUUUGUGCUGCUUUUGGUUUUCUCAUUUUGGGGCUAGCUACAGAGUAGACAUGGGCAUUUGAGUAUUCGACUUCCAGUAAAAAGCUCAGGAGCCUCUAAGACAGGGAUGCAGCAGAAGGAGCUUGGGUCACUAAUGUUUAUCUCACUUUCUCAGCUUAGCACAACAGCACAGGAUUGCAACAAGAGAAGUCUCAUGGUAGAGAAGCAAAACCAAUAAAUAAUCUUGCCUUUUCCCUACAAGCCAAUCUCCAUAUCCCUGUCAUUACUCCAGACAAACCUUGAGAGAGAGAAACCAAAGUAUGGCUGCUGGAAUCCACAGGUACACCAAAGCACAAAUCAUUUCCAAGGAGGCUUUUAUCCUCUUGGUCCAUACUUUAUUUCUGUGCAUCUCCCUGUCGCAGUGUUGCUAUAGCUCAGUUCUGCUCUCCGUUAUCUGAGAGCUGCCCUUCCUGUAUGGACUUCAGGAGCUGCACUUUUGCUGGAGGUGGAGACUGAGAUAUGGAAAGCUUUCCUCCUUACUGCAAUAAAGGUAUUU
Chroicocephalus ridibundus (black-headed gull) is the source of this 4480-nucleotide messenger RNA. RefSeq names its product cadherin related family member 5 (gene CDHR5). The transcript has 13 exons. NCBI's taxonomy places the organism in Eukaryota, Metazoa, Chordata, Aves, Charadriiformes, Laridae. Gene Ontology annotation, cellular component: adherens junction; plasma membrane; catenin complex. Bases 118 to 2448 code for a protein of 776 amino acids. Gene Ontology annotation, molecular function: calcium ion binding; cadherin binding. The record is from RefSeq and is a predicted model, not a curated record. Gene Ontology annotation, biological process: cell-cell junction assembly; cell morphogenesis; calcium-dependent cell-cell adhesion.